Molecule: messenger RNA, 2726 nt
Organism: Mustela erminea (ermine)
Lineage: Eukaryota; Metazoa; Chordata; Mammalia; Carnivora; Mustelidae
Gene: GTPBP2
Product: GTP binding protein 2
Exons: 12
Coding region: 149-1957 (602 amino acids)
Biological process (GO): translational elongation
Molecular function (GO): GTPase activity; translation elongation factor activity; GTP binding
Source: RefSeq, a predicted model, not a curated record
GUGCAGGGCCCCACCCCGCUCUCCUCUGGCUGGCCGGACGCGGUGGUGGCAGUAGGGGCGGCGGCGGCUGUAGGGGCGGUAGCAGCGGUGGCGGCGGCUGUGGCGGCGGGGGGGGAGGGGCCGGGCGGGGGGCUGGCGGCAGCGGCGAAUGGACUCGCGGGUAUCGGAGCUGUUCGGCGGCUGCUGCCGGCCCGGAGGGGGCCCGGCCGUGGGCGGAACCCUUAAGGCUAGGGGGGCCGGCGGCAGCAGCGGCUGCGGGGGCCCAAAGGGGAAAAAGAAGAACGGAAGGAACAGAGGGGGCAAAGCCAACAACCCUCCGUACCUGCCCCCCGAGGCUGAAGAUGGAAACAUCGAAUAUAAACUGAAGCUGGUGAAUCCAUCCCAAUACCGCUUUGAGCACCUGGUGACACAGAUGAAGUGGCGGCUCCAGGAGGGCCGUGGAGAGGCCGUCUACCAGAUUGGGGUAGAGGACAAUGGGCUGCUGGUGGGGCUGGCUGAGGAGGAGAUGCGGGCGUCCCUCAAGACCCUGCACCGGAUGGCAGAGAAGGUUGGGGCAGAUAUCACAAUUCUCCGGGAGCGAGAAGUGGAUUAUGACAGCGACAUGCCCCGGAAAAUUACCGAAGUGCUGGUACGAAAGGUCCCUGACAACCAGCAGUUCCUAGACCUCCGUGUGGCCGUCCUGGGCAAUGUGGACUCAGGGAAGUCAACUCUGCUUGGAGUCCUGACCCAGGGAGAGCUGGACAAUGGGCGGGGCCGGGCUCGGCUCAACCUUUUCCGUCACCUGCAUGAGAUUCAGUCUGGCCGAACCUCCAGCAUCAGCUUCGAGAUCCUGGGCUUUAACAGCAAGGGAGAGGUGGUGAAUUACAGUGACUCACGGACGGCAGAAGAGAUCUGUGAAAGCAGCUCCAAGAUGAUCACCUUCAUCGACCUGGCAGGCCACCACAAGUACCUGCACACCACCAUCUUCGGCCUCACCUCCUACUGUCCCGACUGUGCCCUGCUCCUCGUCAGUGCUAACACUGGGAUUGCCGGCACCACGAGGGAGCAUCUGGGGCUGGCCCUGGCCCUGAAAGUGCCCUUCUUCAUCGUGGUCAGCAAGGUGGACCUGUGUGCCAAGACCACAGUGGAGAGGACAGUACGCCAGCUGGAGCGGGUCCUCAAACAGCCUGGCUGCCACAAGGUUCCCAUGCUGGUCACCUCUGAGGAUGACGCUGUCACUGCGGCUCAGCAGUUUGCCCAGUCACCCAAUAUCACUCCUAUCUUCACACUGUCCAGUGUGUCUGGAGAGAGUCUGGACCUGCUUAAAGUCUUUCUGAAUAUCUUGCCACCACUCACCAAUAGCAAAGAGCAGGAAGAGCUCAUGCAGCAGCUGACGGAGUUCCAGGUGGACGAAAUUUACACAGUACCAGAGGUGGGGACAGUUGUUGGAGGGACACUUUCCAGCGGGAUUUGCCGUGAGGGGGACCAGCUGGUGGUGGGCCCCACGGACGAUGGCCGCUUCCUGGAGCUGCGGGUGUGCAGCAUCCAGAGGAACCGCUCUGCCUGCCGCGUGCUGCGAGCUGGUCAGGCUGCUACGCUGGCCCUCGGGGACUUUGACCGCGCACUUCUUCGAAAGGGCAUGGUGAUGGUGAGCCCCGAGAUGAAUCCCACCAUCUGCUCAGUGUUCGAGGCAGAGAUAGUCCUGCUGUUCCAUGCCACCACGUUCCGGCGAGGCUUCCAGGUGACGGUACAUGUGGGCAAUGUACGUCAGACAGCAGUGGUGGAGAAGAUCCAUGCCAAGGACAAGCUGCGGACAGGGGAGAAGGCAGUGGUACGUUUCCGCUUCCUGAAACACCCAGAGUACCUGAAGGUGGGCGCCAAGCUGCUGUUCCGGGAGGGUGUCACCAAGGGCAUCGGCCAUGUCACUGAUGUACAAGCCAUUGCAGCAGGAGAGGCCCAGGCCAACAUGGGCUUCUGAAGUCCUCCACGCAGGCACAGCUCCACUGCUGUCCCUACAAUAUAUAAGGUGACAUCUGCCACGCUGCCCGCUGUUGGCGGCUCUGUGUGUUAAUAGGAGAGGGAGAGACCGGUACUCUGCCCCAUGCUCCCUGCCACCUUUCUGGAGAGGUGCCAAGUUCGGUGUGGCCAGGGAGGGGCAGUCCUGAGGGAGAAGACAGGAGAAUUCAGGGCAGUGCUCAUCAGCUGUGUGUCCAUCUGGUUGGCUCAUCGACCCUGGCAACCCCGUGGCCUGUCUACUGGAGGGAACUGACCAGCGCCACCUUGACCCCACUGUCUAGACUGGGCAUGAUUCGCCGGUGCGGUCCCUCCACUUCAGGAAUUGUCACAACACCUGGGGGUGGUCCUCGAGAACACACCUUUUUCUAUACCUCUUCUCAAGGCCAUGUAAGUUGCCCAUCUCUACUUGACUGUGGAUGAAAGACAUUUGCUCCUGGCCAUCUGGUGGCCUGGGGUCUGAAGAAAUGGCAUAGGGACAGUGCUCCCACGUUGUGCUGAGACAUGAGGUCUGUUCCUCAGCUUUGUCUUCUUUCCCUUCUUCACUCAAGGGCCAUUUCCCAUUUCUCUGCUUCAUAGGCCCCACAGGUGCUAUUUGUCAUGCUGACCCAGGCGUGGGGCUGCCAAGCUCAGGUUUGGCGUACCGAAGGUCAGCUGCAUGUCAAUCAGUCUUGUCCCCUCCUCUGCAGUGAUUUGUUGGUUUUGAUGUUGAAUCAGUGUUUUACUUUCCCACA